AUCAACUCCAACAACCACCCGCCGUCGACAACCACCACCCCGGCACCAGCAGCCAAUAUGUCGGAGCAGACGAAGCAGUUCGGAAAGGGCCAGAGGACCAUUCCCGCUCAGAAGGCCCAGAAAUGGUACCCCGUUGACGAUGAGUCGCAGCCCAAGAAAGUCAGUACACCCUGUGCCAGAAAAGCAAUUAUAUUGGAGGAUGGAGAUGCAUUCCCUAUGAAUGAGUGCGACAAUUGCGCCGGCCAAGGAACCUCAAAUUUUGGUUGAUCCAGGGGCCGGUGUCGAUGAAACAUGAGUUAAUAGGGAAUAGCAUGGAUUUGAAGACUACAUUUUGAUAUUGGAAUCGCAAAACUAUUUGGGAAUAUUGAAAGAAGUCUGACAUGAUUUUUUUGUGUUUUCAACAGGUCCGCAAGACUCUGCGUCCCGCUAAGGUCCGGGAAAGCCUCCAGCCUGGUACCGUCCUGAUCCUCC
Aspergillus wentii DTO 134E9 is the source of this 471-nucleotide messenger RNA. RefSeq lists its product as uncharacterized. The record is from RefSeq and is a predicted model, not a curated record. Lineage: Eukaryota; Fungi; Ascomycota; Eurotiomycetes; Eurotiales; Aspergillaceae. The transcript has a single exon. Bases 58 to 267 code for a protein of 69 amino acids.